Molecule: messenger RNA, 1943 nt
Organism: Trichoplax adhaerens
Lineage: Eukaryota; Metazoa; Placozoa; Uniplacotomia; Trichoplacea; Trichoplacidae
Exons: 2
Coding region: 1-1872 (623 amino acids)
Source: RefSeq, a predicted model, not a curated record
AUGCGAAAAUCAAUCGGUCUCUUGAUACUUUGCGCUAUCCUAAUCUCAGCCGACGAUAGUAAGAAAUCAAGCAAAAGUAAAAAUGUCCCAGAAAAGGAUGAUUUCGAUACCAAUUUGUACAAGUCGUUUUACACAGAGGAUAAUCGAAAACUUUCCAUCUAUAACAACUUUUUAAAACCCACUUCUCUCUACUUACUUAAACGCUAUUUAUUCACCAUUGGCCAAUGGGAAGUUACACUGAACGAUUAUAAUAACGGUAGUGAUUUUAAAGAAGAUAGUCCUGAUCAUGUCUUGUGGAAAAUUUUUCCCGAUCCUGAAUUCAUUGGCAAAACCAAAAUUGGUCAAAAAAUCAUACGAGCUGUUAGACAUUUUAAAGGCGAUCAACAAGGCAAUGACUACCAGAUCUAUCAUGUUGCUGCAAAAUUAAUUGCAAGAUCAGAAAUCCCAAAAAGCAGUCAAGAUGCACCAAUGGGUAAUGGCGAUGUCAGUGCUAUCUUAUAUUUAAUAGGUAAAUGGAAAAAAAAUGAUUAUGGUGAUAUUUUAUUUUACGAUAACAACAAGGAAAUUAUCGGUGCUGUUCAUCCACUUAUAUUUCGCAUGAUCAUGUUUGAUUCUUCUAUCGAGCAUCAAUAUAAAACUCCCUCGGUCGAUCAUGAAGGCCCAGUUAUCACCUUGCAAGUUAAAUUAACUCAAUCCAAGGAGAAAGUCAAUAAUGCUAUCGAGCAAUGGAAAGCUCGAUCACAACUUCGAUCCCAAGCUCGUGAAAAAACACUAAACCAAGUUGCUCCAAUACAAGCAGGACAAGUCAUCGAUGUCGAUAAACAUAUUACACGAACUUAUACGGCCCCCAAUGGUAAAAAAAUGUACGUCCUGGAUAAUUUAUAUACUGCUGAAGAGCUGAAAAAUUUACGCAAACUCAUCGAAUAUAAGCGCUACGAUCAUGAUGGUAAUUUCGAUGAAGGAAGUGAUGGUGUUAGCUGGGCUGCAUCCUUUUCGCUACAAGACUUUGUCGAUAGCAAUUUAUGGAAUGUCCAUCAACAAGUUGUUCGCCAUGUUGGUAGUCGCACUACCUAUUUCCCUUAUGAUGUUUCAUGUAAUAUGAUUCGAUGUAAUGAUAAAACGCGAGUCCAUGAUGAUUGUUCACAAGUAGCUGAUCAAUGGACGAUGGUAACCUACUUGAACCCCAAUUGGACUGCACAAAUGGGUGGCGAAACGGCUUACUUUGAGAAAAAUAUCGACGAUAAUUUUUAUAUUACCGAAGUCAGGCCACGUUAUGGACGAAGUGUUAUUUUCCAGAGUACACUCUAUCAUUCAGCAAGGCCGCCAGCCAAUGAUUUCGAUGGUUUAAGAUAUACCUUUUCGGUUAAGAUGGCGGAAGACGAAGCACAAGCUCGAGUCAAUCGAUUAACGGAAGAUUUUUCAAUUUAUGCUGGAAAUAUUGACCUGCGUGAUAGUGUGACAAGAAUUGGACGUAUGAUGGGGACGGAAAAAGGAGAGAAAAUGGUUCUCCGUAUGUUGUUAGGCGAAGAUGCGCCCCAGGUCGAUGACGAAGGAGAAGGCAAAACGCGAGGUAAAGGGCAAUAUCAAGAUGAAGAGGAAGAAGACCAAUCACCAGCUCAAAAGGAUCAAUCUGUUGAAGACGAAGCAGAAGAAGAGGAACUUGAAUAUAUGCUGGAUGAUUAUCGCAAUCCUCAUCGAAAGUUAGUCGAGGUUACCAAUAAAGAUGGCGUUAAAAAACGAGCCAAGUUAAUCAAGACAAUCGAUAAGCAUAGGGAUAACGGUAAAAUCAUGGCUAAAUUGCAAAACUCCUUAGAAGAGAAUAUGCACAAUUCCUACGCUAAAGUCUCUGCUCAAAUUGCUCCAUAUUUAUAAAUUUAUCUAUUAUGCCAGCUCUACUUUAUGAUUCUUUCACAAUCCAGUUUGUAGCCCAAGUUGAUCCAGAG